Messenger RNA from Eriocheir sinensis (Chinese mitten crab), 7734 nucleotides. Its product is annotated as transmembrane protein 42-like. The transcript has 4 exons. NCBI's taxonomy places the organism in Eukaryota, Metazoa, Arthropoda, Malacostraca, Decapoda, Varunidae. Bases 1012 to 1482 code for a protein of 156 amino acids. The record is from RefSeq and is a predicted model, not a curated record.
GAGAGAGAGAGAGAGAGAGAGAGAGAGAGAGAGAGAGAGAGAGAGAGAGAGAGAGAGAGAGAGAGAGAGAGAGAGAGAGAAGUUUAGUCGGAAUGCCAAGCGACUGCACGUGUAGGCUUGCUUGCUGCCUGCUGGGGGUGGUGAGCGUCGUCAGGUGAGGUCAGGGUGAGCCAAAGAGUGACCCUGAAUAUCGCUCCUCAAGUUCUUGCACGCACGCUCAUUCGCCUUCCAGUGGCCUUGGGAAAGCAAAAUUUUUAUUCAUGAGGAUCCACUUAGUAUGCUGCUAUGUCAACCACUCCUGGACUUUGAAUAAUAAAAAUAGGUCUUCCCCGUCUCGUAUGUAUAUAUGCGUCGCUGUUAAUCGUAUUUCCGCGUUUGUUGGUCAUUCAUUCACUUAGCGGCGGAUUUCCGUGUACAGAUCGAGGCUUUGGGCUUACUUCCACGGUCUCACAAGCUCCAAAGGUCGGUAUUUCCUCACUCCACGCCUGUACUGGAUCAGCCUCAAGGUAUCGCCGCGGGUUUCACUUUAGAGAGAUAGUUUGAACGCACAAAACACACUAUAAAAGAAUCCAAAGCAAUAAUAAUACCGAGAUUACCUUCACUGAACACCUAGAAAUUGGUAUUAUAUUUAUCCCAUUCACAUCUGGGUCAGAACUUCAAACUGACUGGUUUUUCUUCACUUUUCUUGCAAGCACGUGGAUGUCCAGUGAGGUAACGCUUGUCUCCACUUUCUUUUGUUUUCUUUGCAGUGCGGCGUGUGAGGACUCGUGAAGAGAAGAAGCGACGAGAGGAGCCGAGCGGUGAAGUGAGCCAAGUUAGGAGCAGCAGCAGCAGGUAAAGAAGGAGGAGGAGGAGAAGGAGGAGCCGCGACGCACGUGUUCCUGUCGGCGGCGGGUCAGGAGUUAUGGUGGCCUGGCCGGGAGAGAUCGUGUGGUAAACUAAGGACUCCCCACCAGCCACCACCCUCGUCGCUCCUCAAGGCACUGCAGUCCAGGCACAUGUGGAUGAACAAUGAAGGGCCAAGUUUAUGCAGUUGUGUCAGGACUUUUGGCAGCACUGGCAAGCCUUUGUGGGAAGUAUGCCAUGGCCAGCACAGAGGCCCAGGACCUCUGUGAAGCGGCUCUUUUAGCUCUCUAUGGUGAGGAGGAAGUGUCAACAGCAAAUGGAAUCAAUACUACAUGUGAUCAGUACGCCAUAGUUCUGAGGGCGAUAUUCUUUGUGCUGAUGGUGGGUGUGAACUGUGUCAUGUGGACCACCUUCACAAAGGCUCUCCGUUUCUCCUCUACAUCUCUUGAGGCUACCAUCACCAACACAGCUGCCAACUUCUUUUUCACAGCAAUUUUGGGACAAGUAUUAUUUGGAGAGAUUGUCACAACCCUGUGGUGGAUGGGCACAGUCUUAAUACUAUGUGGGCUGCUUCUCAUGCACCAUGCCAGCAAUGUUCCUCCUCGCAAACCUGGAACGAGACCAAAAAUGCAUUAGGUUUCCAAUACUUAAGCCUGAACUUAGGGGCGUACGUGAAGUGUUGAACUUAAGGCUCAAAUAUAUGUAUCAGUAGGUUAACUUUACAGGACAGUAUCUUAUUCUACUAUAUUUAUUAUAUUACUGGACUUCUUCCAUUUCUUAAAAGAAAGAUAUGCAGCACAGUUACAUUGAUAUGAAAAGGAAAACUCUUGAUCUUAAAUAGGAUAAGAAAUUUAUGCAAUAGUCCAGGGAGUGUCCCAAUAGUUGUUUUCUCAUUCUCAAGUGGCUUUUGUUGUGAGAAAGUCAGGUAAAUGGUAAUAUGUGACCUUAUUGGCUCUGAAAUUCUGAUGUUAUUAAGAGUUUCCAUGUUAUGGAUUAUCUGAUACAUUUUUAUUAGGGAAUAUCUGAUUUAUUUUAAGUAAUUAUAAUCAGCACCACAAUCCAAAGCAAUUGCUAACACUAGUUGUCUCAGCAGUAAUUGGAGCAGAGGCACAGACAUGUCUGCUGUGUUGCGUUGUCCACAUUAGAGUUUAUGCAACUUGGGGCAUUUAGUGUUGGCAAAGCGACCAGAAACAUAAAUAUUUCUGACCUAGAAUAUACCUUUAUAUUUUUUAUAUGCAGUCUUUUAAGGACAGUCAUAACAUUAAGCCAUGAAAAUGAUUACUCAGCUGGUUUGUACAUAACUGAUGUACCUAAUUUUGUUUCACUUAAAUUAUAAGGUCAACACUCAGAAUUUCUUGGGGUGUGGCCUCAUACUAUAUGGUUAUUGAUUUAACCAGUUUUUAACCAAAGUAUUGUGAAUGGUAUUUAUUAGAUCUCACCUUUUCUGGUAACUGAUUCUAAGAACUCUCACCAUGGUGGCCACACCCACCAGAUCUUGUACAUACACUACAUUCCUUCGUACUUUUGUCUACGCAAACUUCCAUCCUUAAUUUUUAUCAAAUAUUUAUAACCAUGUGUAUAAUCAACAUGCUUUAGUCUUCUCAAGCUUCCACCCUCAAAAUUUUGCAAAUUUUCUGACAUUUUGCCUCAAACAUAAUGUGCCAUGAUAUAUCAGGGGUUUCAUGUUUCACAAGUAAUUGUUCCUUUUCCUUAUGUAUUUGGGUAUUUCGAAUGUUUAGUCACACACACACACACACACACACACACACACACACACACACACGUCCCGGUAGCUCAGUGGAUAGAGCGUCUGCCUCACAACCAGAAGGACCAGGGUUCGAUUCCCUGGCCGGGUGAAGAUAAGUUGGGUUUAUCUUCUUUCAUGUGUAGCCCCUGUUCACCUAACAGUGAGUAGGUACGCAACAUCAGGCAAGGAGUUGUAACCUCGUUGUCACGGUGUGUUGUGUGUGAGUGGUCUCAGUCCUACCCAAAGAUCGGUACUAUGAGCUCUGUGCUCUUCUGUACGGGAACAGCUGGCUGUCUUGAGAGAGACCCGCAGUAGACCAAGAGGUUAAUUACACACACACACACACACACACUGAGCAUAAGCCCCAGGUCCUGUAAAACUACAACUAGGUAAACACACACACACACACACACACACACACACACACACACACACACACCAGUUUUCCACACAGAAGCAUAACAACAUGAAACAGACUUGACGAGGAGACUGUGUGUGCAAAAACGAUUCAUGAAUUUAAAGCCAAACUGGAUAAUAAGCGUUAUGGAGACGGGACAGCACGAGCCUAGUACGGCUCUUUUCCUUUAUUUCACAACUAGGUAAAUACACACACACACACACAUGUAGUGCUGAUUUGCCUGAUGGGCGAGCCUCCCAUAACUCACUCCGCCAGAGGGGUACCUCUUUGGCCGACUGGUUAAGGAGUGGCUCUCCCGUCUCACUGGUUGCAGGUUCGAUCCCCGGCGCCGGCAAAUCUUUCCUUGUCUGGAUUAAUUUCUCGUGUGUUUCAUUACACGCUGUGGUCGUGUGGGAGUGUAGUAAGGAGUAAAUUCAGGCAUUUCACUGGUGGCAAGGCAGUGGCAUCCUCUCCUGUGGUUCUGUUGUGUCACCCCGAGAGGGUAACAGGUGGAGUGAUGGCCCAUGCUCUCCGAAGUUCAUAGAAAAUGGGAACUCAACAUACAGAAGUUAAUCUAAAUGGGAAUGGGGAGCCAUGUAGUGCUGACUUGCCUGAUGGGCAAGCCUCCCAUAACUCACUCUGCCAAGGGGGUACCUCUUUGGCCGACUGGUAAAGGAGUGGCUCUCCCGUUACGCUGGUCGUGGGUUUGAUCCCCAGCGCCGGCAAACCUUUCCUUGUCUGGAUUAAUUUCUCGUGUGUUUUGUUAUCCGCUGUGGUCGUGUGGGAGUGUAGUAAAUAGAAAAAUUCUGGCAUUUCACACACACACACACACACACACACACACACACACACACACACACACACACACACACACAUGUAAUGCCCUGGGAUCUGACAGGGGUUAACUCUCUUUUUAAUAAAUUGGAAAAUUAUUUAAUUAAUGAAUAUGGACAAGUUAAUAGGACUGAAUUGCUUACUCCCACGUGAUUGAGUGUGACUGACGAAGAUAGGACUGCCACCACCCCAGAAAUCUGUUAACUGAGCCACAGCUCAAUGGGGAGAAAUAAACUGAAGAAGACUGAAUGAACUGAACUACACUCAAUCACGCCGGGGUGAGGAAUUGAAAAAAAGUGACUCCUUGGGGUAGCGUGAGCCCUUAUUAGAACGGAGGGCGUGAGGCACUGUUUCCCGUGUGUUGUCUGGCCGAUCCAUUUCGUAACCUUGGGAUUAAUAGGGUUUCAGUGAAAACAAGAAAGAUACAGUAAUAUUAUAGUUAUACAAGGUUUACUAUAAUGAAUUUAUAACCUAUGUAAUACUAGUACCCUAUUAAUAAACCUUCGAAGCCCUUAGGAACGCUCACAAGGGGGUGAGACAACGAACUUGAAGCUUACAUUAGAUUACCUUGGAGGCCCUAUGGGACUGCUCACAAGAUCAUGAACAAAUGACUACAUACUGAUAAAGAAUUGGGCAAGGGAAGGGGUUGGGAAAAAUAUGUAUGUGUGUGGACGAGGCUGAUGCAGGCGAGUCACAAACGGGCAUGGAGUUGAAGAUGAGGCAGAGUGAGAGCGAUGUAAUUAUUCGUCACUAGACAUUUAUCAUUAUGAUGGCAGGAUGGAAUAAUGCACUGGGGAGAAGGGGGAGGAAUGGUUCACUGGGGUAAGGGGGGGGCGGUAAAUCAGUGAGCAACGGAGGCUGGCUUACCUGGAGUUGAAGUGGAGGCGGAGUGAGGCCGCCUUACAGUCACGGGCAUAAACAAAUUCUGUAGAGUGCAUAAGUUAGAGAGGGUGAAUGAGAAUAUAGAUAUGAGGUACAUAACAAAACUUUAUGAUGAAUAGAUAGAGGAAAAUUUACCAAUAGAAUGAAGACAACAAGAGUAGUGGUUUGAAUUUAUCAUUUUAAUAGUGAUGGUUAGGAAAUGAUCAUGAUUAUAUUUUGUUUAUAUAGCUACAUUCCAUAAAUCGUUCCAGCCUAGUUAUAUGUGAGUUUAUCAAACUAAUAUUCUUCAGUUACACCAAGUGAACAAAAAAAGCAAAUCAGGAAUCAAACCCAGGCAAAUAAAUGUCUAACAUGAAAAGAAUAGAAAUGCCAAGGUUACUAAAUUAUUUUUGUAUGAAUAUAUAAUAAGAUUGAAAUUAUAGGACAAUUAAAUGGCACAAUAAUGUCAGAAAAUUGUAAACUUCAUUGGUUUUAGACACUGUGAAGAACUUUUGGGUGGUUUAACUGAUUUUGUAGUUCAUCAAUAUGAUUUGAAAACUUGAAAUGACAAACACUAUUUGUUACCUAAGUCAAGUGAAAGAGCAAACUGGCAAAUUUGGUUAUUUGGGUGAGUUGCAAACUGGGAAGUUGUAUAAUUUUGUAUGUUACCUUAAACAGCAUGAAUACUGAAAUGUUCUUUAUACUCUCUUGUCUGUUGCUUUAUUUAUUUUUAAUUUUUGAUUUUCUCCAAAUUUUCAGUUUUAACUUUUAAGGAAGUGAUGUUAGAAUAUAAUUUAAAUACACAAAUUUGUAAAUUUUCUCAAAACAUGUCACAAAGUGGUGUUUUCUACAAUACAUGACAAUUUUUUAAACAUCCAUUGUUCUUUUAUAAAAAUAGAUGAUAAAUUCAUAUCUUUUUGUAUCAGAGGAUCAUCAAACAAUACUUAUUCCUCUAUAAAAUGACUGUAAAAUUUCAUAUGUUUGUAUUACAAUAACCAAUAUUUCUUUUUAUAGUAGGUGAACCAUAGUAAACUUUAGUUAGUAAUGCUAGGGACCAUUAUUUCUCAGACCAACUAAAAUAAGUACAAUUGAAUUUUUCACCAGAUCAGUAUUUUCUGCUGUUACCAUUAGUGUUUGGUGAAUUCAUUGUUUGAACUUUACUGGUGGCACUUUAUUUGACAAUUGGCCACAGAUGUGUAUCUCACCAUUGCUUCCUAAAAGAGAAUGAAAUCAACAGGUAAAAGAUAACAUUGGAGCACUCUCAUGCCAUGUUAACUAAGAAUGGAGUGAAAAAAUUAAAUUGUUGUUGGCAGUCUGUGCCAGCAAGAUUGUGUUCCAUAGGGGAUUACAGAUGUUUUUCAAGAAGUCAGAUUACAAUACAUCAUAAAGCUGCAAGGUAAUGAAUGUUCCAGUGAUAUACUGAGAUCACAGUUGGCCUCAUAUCCCAAGUAAAAGACCUCCACCUGCAAGGGCUCAGAUGACAAGGAGACAGACAUGAGUACUGUACAGUUCAUCCUCAUACUUUGCAAGAAAGUAGUCGACAUAAUGCCUCACAAAGUGCAAAAUCACAUAGUGCAGACCAAAAAUAUGUUUGCAGUGUAUAUGGUGGACACCUCAUCCAGUGUCCACAUUUUUCACAAUUUUUUUCCAGCAUGCCCCUUUAUUUUACAACUAUAAUUUACACACACACACACAAGACCAAACCUAAAUGCCUAAAUGACAUACCUGUGGGUUAUAUUUUUCCUGUGGGGUUUGCAAACUAGGAAUUUUCAAAGUGCAAGGAUGGACUGUACUAUGUGACAGCAUAGCAAAUUUUGAAAGUUAGAAAAUAAAAGCAGUAUACUUAGUGCAGCCAAAUGUCCUACCAGACACUGCCUUUACAAGUUUACAUAUAUUGUCAUUAAUUAGUAAGUAAUUUUUAUUAAGAGAGUUUUAUAACCAUAAAGGCUGCAGCUACUAUUUUGUACCCUCCUGCAGCCAGUUACUAUGAUUGUGAUUAUAGUCCAAGGAUGGAAUAUAGAGAAACAAGAGAAAUAUAUAUCAUUUGUGCUGUAGUACACUACCAUACUGAAGUACUAAUGUGCACCAUUGUUCUAGUCCUAGUGCAAUGUAGAUGUACUCUGUGUAGCAUUUAUUAGAAUGUGAAAAAUAUCAAUGUGUUGCUAAGUCCUUACAGCAGUUGUACUUACCAUAUGUGUUUCAUAACAAUUUGUGAAUCUCAGAAAUUUUAAUAGAUAUUUUAUUGAGACUAUUUUGAAGCAUAUCAAAACAAAUGGCAAGGUUAAACUGAUCUCUGAAUUAUUCCGUACUAAUGAGACACACUUGAACACAUCCUAACCAUACAUUGAUGAAAAGUGAAACUUCUAUUGAUGAGCUUGUCAGUAACACAGAAACUGUGACUUUUAUAAUCUUGUUAAUGCUUGGGUAUGUACUGCCUUACUGUUUCAGCAGAAUCUCUGCAGCUUACCUUUUAUCAAUGGUUGUAUCUCCCCUUCUAUUCAUUAUUCAGCAUCAUUUAUGUGGCUGCUGUCACAACCAGCUUCAGAGAACCAAACACUGAAUCCUCAGUAGAGCAGCGUCUCUUUUCAAUCAGUCUUUAAGGUUUGUAUUGCUAUGCAAAAUAUUACCCACUCUACUUUUGUGAUGCUGACCUUAUCAUUGCUUUUUUUUUUCUUUUUUUUUCCCAUUCCAAAUUAUGCCCCUUGUAGUAUGUGAAAUUAGAUGUCUGUAAAGUAUAUUUUUAUUACCUUUUUAAUCCAAGAAACAUGCCAUAUAAAAGGUAGAAUAUACUACUAGUUAUGAUAGAAUUUUAUUUACAACAGGUGCUGCACCUUAAGGUAAUAGCAUUUUAUUGUAUGUCUGAGUACUUUGUUGAGUAAUGCAUACACACAAUAUUACGUUGAAAUCACAUGGAAUUAAUAGGGCUUUAGGUCUUAUUUUGUAGUAGAGUGUUAUAUUGCCUUGGUAGACUGUUGAACAAGUUUUGAUUCAAAUUUUACUGUAUGCAUGCUGAUCAUCACAUUUCAAAAAUAUAUGCAUCAUAUAUUGG